GGGAAGAAGGAUGAGCUGGAGCAGCGGUUGGUGCCGCGGCGGCUGCUCCGUCCUGCAGCAUCGCGGGAGGUGCUGUUCAUCUCAGCGAUUUGUGCAUUUGGAGACUUCGGUUGAAGCCUUGAGCUACUGGAGAGUGUGCAGAGAAGAGCAAGAGAGCUGGUGAGGGGCUGGAGCACAAGUGUGAUGGAGCGGCUGAGGGACCUGGGGGGUUCAGCUGGAGAACAGGAGCUGAGGGGAGACCUUCUGAUCUCUGAACUGCCUGAAAGGAGCUUGGAGCCAGGGGGGGUCGGUCUCUGCUCCCCAGGAACAAGCACCAGGACCAGAGGAAACAGCCUCAAGUUGCGCCAAGGGAGGCUGAGGUUGGAUCUGGGGAACAAUUUCUUCCCCAAAGGGCUGUGGGGCAUUGGAACAGGCUGCCCAGGGCAGUGCUGGAGUCACCAUCCCUGGAGGGGUUUGACACGGGGUAGUGGUGGGCUUGGUAGUGUGAGGUUUAUGGUUGGACUCAAUGAUCUCGAGGGUCUUUUCCAACCAGAAUACUUCUGUGAUUCUGGGUGUGUUUAAGGCUGAGCUGGAGCCUGGUUUUUGAGGGGCUUGGAGAGGGCAAAAAGCCAGGAGAGGGGAGUGGGUGGCUGGUGGGAGACGGGCUUCCAGGUACCAAGGAUGGAGCAGAGCCCGGCAGCACCCGCUGCUGCAGCCCGGCCUUCCUGGGUGCGCUUCGGCUCCAGCGUCGUAGGAAGAGCCCUCAGCCAAAGCAAUGGCCAUGGGUGUUCCUGACGCUUCUCCCAGAGGCAGCAGCAGGAUCUCAGCACAGGACUCAGGGCUCAGAGCGUUUCAAGUACCAAAAUCCCCCCUGUUUCAGCCCCCAUGCGCUGCAGCCGCGGCCCCAGCACCAGCCUCCCAAGGGAGAAGCAGUGCUGAGGCAUCCGCAGCGCUCGCCCUGUGCCCGUCCUCAUCUUCUUGCUUUCCAGGACGAGGACGACUGGGACUGGGAUUUCCUGGGGACAUCGAAACCCAGUUCUGGCCCAGGGAAGAUGCCCGUGAAACGUGGCACUGAGCGCAGCUCUGAGACAACAGCAGAACAGAGCAGCAGGAAAGCCAGCUGGCCGCCUCCCCAGCAGCAUCGGACUGUCGGGCAGAGCUGCUGAGCGCCCAGGCCCGUGUGGCAGAGCUGGAGAGCCAGGUCCGGAUGCUGGAGGAGGAGCGGGCGCAGCAGCAAUUGUUAUUGGAGAGUGCCCAGCGGCAGCACCAGGAGCACCUGGAUGUCCAGGAGAGCAGCCACAGGACCUCAGUGAACGUAAUGAAGGACAACUAUGAGCAGCAGGUGGAGAUGCUGCGGCGGCAGAACGAGCAGCUGGUGGCUCAGCUGCGGCAGGAGCGGCAGGACACGGCGCGGGAUCGGGCAGAGCUGCUGGCACAGCACCGGCUGGAGCUGCAGCAGCUGCGGGAGCAGCACCGGCUGGAGCUGCAGCAGCUGCGGGAGCUGCAGAGGGAGAAUGUCGAGGAACUGCGCAAGAAACACGAGGGGCAGCUCCAGCACAUCAAGUGGCUGAAAGAGAGAGAGAUGGAUGUGCUGACCGGCACCAUUACACACAUGAGGUCUCUGGACAGCAUCAUUGAGAGGAUGGAGAAGUUCUCCAGUGACCUGCAGAACGUGUGCAGGAGGAGCAUGGAGGAGGAGCAGAGCCGUGUCCAGGAGCUGGUGGCCAACACGCAGGCCAGGCUGGGCGAGCAGACUUGGCUGCUGGAGCAGGAGCGGGCAGAGCUGAAGAUCCAGCGCCAGGAGCUGAAAGCCAAGGAGGAGCAGCUGGCGAGAGACAGGCAGAGGCUGGACGAGGCCUGGCAGGAAAUGCGGCUGGAGAAGGAGAAGGUGAUCGGGGCCGUGCAACCUGUCCAGAAGCAGCAGGAGAUGAUUAGAAGCACAAAGGAGCUCUUGGCCCAGAAGCACGCAGAGGGGGAGCAAGCCCUGGGGGAGGCACGCAGGAUGCAGUCCGAGUUCUGGGACAAGCUGCAGGUCCUGCAGCAGCAGGAGGAGCAGCUGAAGCAGCAGGAGGAGCAACUGAGGCAGGAACAGGAGCAGCUGAAGCAGCAGGAGCAGUUGAAGCAGUAGCAGGAGCAGCUGAAGCAGCAUCAGGAGCAGAUGAAGCAACAGCUGGAGCAGAUGAAGCAGCAGCCAGAGCAGCUGAAGCAGCAGCUGCAGCAGCUGAAGCAGCAUCAGGAGCAGCUGAAGCAGGAAAAGGCCUCCGUAUCUUCCAUGUUCAGUGCCCAGAUGCAGCUGCUGAAGUUCCAGGCCCAGCAGGGGGACAAAGAGUUAGAGAAGCAGAGAAUCUUCUUGGAGAACCUCAAGAAAGUACGAUACAACACUGCACAACUGUCAACAACCCCUCCAUCUUCCUCCCGUUCUGUGGACGAUACCAUUGAGUAUACGCAUGCAUUAAUAGGGGCCCUGAGGAAAGCAUCUCCACUUGUGCAAGUCGUUGACCUGUCCUCCAUUCUUCUGCCUCCCAUUACUUUCAGGACCCUUUAAUCGGGCUCUGCCCCAGUGUCCAUUCUGACAGAUCUGCUUCUGUCGUGACUUGUAAUAAUAUCGGAUGUGAGACUGUGGGUACGCGUUAGAGGCCUCAAGGAUUUCAGGAGUUCGCUUGGACACGUUAGCGAGGAUGCUUAAUAAAAAGAAAGGGAGGACUGUUACAGAAUAAAUGUACUCACAUAAAUUCCUUUAGUUGUAUUCUCUGCUUCGACAUAUCGAGAUAAAGACAGAGAAAAAACUGCCUGGAAGACAGAGGAAGAGAAUCCAAGAAGAAACAACGAAGGCCCCAGACCCAAAAUUACCACUGGACCAACAGGCUCGUGAAAGAUGCGUGAAGAGCGGGUGCACAGACUGGGGGGGUUUACAAGCCCAAGUCUCUUUCGUCUCACGCUCCUCCUGCUGAGAGGCCCCACGUCCAGACUGUUUCUUUGCUGUUAUGUGGUUAUUUAUGGAGAUCCCGAGGAAAGCGCCCUGCAACACUUCACCUCUGCCCGCGUCCCGACCGUCCUCCCUUCUCUGGAUGAAGAGAAGCCGCUACAUUAAUGUGGACUCUGGUAAAGUUACAAAGACGUACCCAUCAUUAACCCAUGACGUGCUAAAUGCUUUCUAACCAGCUGCAAAACAAGGGGAUAUUUUUCAAGUUUUAAAUCCCUCUGCCUGACAAAGAGAUCAGAAGAUGAAGGAACACGUUGUUUAGAAGCAGAGCUUAGCUUAUAUUUGACUAGUAAUUAAUAGUAAGAAACUCAUCCGUUAUAACUAACUUCAUACUAACCUUAUGUUAGCUCACAGGAAAGAGAUUGGAGAACCACCUGGUGAUAAUGUGAAUAUAGAAACCUUGCUGACAUAAUCAGUCACCAUUGUAUAAAUUAAAUGAUGAGGAAAAAUGGCCCCUGAAUGAAACUCUGAAUGAUGCCUCGUUAACGUUCUUCUUGAAGAGAGAAGGCAAGUGCAGUCAAGUGAUGGAAGCUGAUAUGUUUUCACUUUGCGAAAACACCCAGAGUGGCAGGCAGAAUGUGGUAUUAACUUGCCACCCCAGGAUCCAGCUGUGUUCACAUUAAAAAGGGAGCAGAAUAAAGCUCAGGAGAAGCUGAAACCAUGUUGUUCAGCAUGUAGAAUAACACAGAAAACUCGCCUGAUGAGAGGGGAGGGUGAGAUAGAAGACUGCGUGUCCCCACAGGGCGUGGAAUUGAAGAUGAUGUGCCUUCAGCUUCCGAGGUGGUGAAACUGUGCAGAAAGAAGAGAAAAACAUGGAAAAGAAGCUGAGAUUUUAGAUUUUAGUUGAGACUGGAACUCUUGAUUCAGUUUUGAAUCAGGAAUUGAUACCAUUAGAUGAAGAUUUUGUACCUGUGGUGGGAGCUACUGGCCAAGGAGACAAAGCUUUCUUCAUCAGCCAAUCCAAUAGAAACUGGAAAACAAAAUGCAAUUCCUAAGUUCUUAUCUAUGCCCGGGUCUCCAAAACCGUUACUGAGACGAGACUUAGGAAAAAAAUUGCAAGCAAUAAUAACAUUUAAACAAGGUGAAGUGACAUUCCAGAUAAAAGAACAGCCACAGAAACCAAAGAAGGCUGUAUGCAAUGCACUGCAAGUUUGCUAAAUUGGGUGAGAUGCAGCGUGUACUGAGCUUCCCAGGAGAGAGCCCAGCACCAAGUUUUGAUGUGCCUUCGUUUUACAGACUCUGGGGUGCUGUGGGGAAGUAGUUGCCUGCCAGAGUGCUGCAAGAAAAGAGAAUCACCUCAGCUCUUGUGCUUGUGUCUUGUUUCCAGCCACAGGCUCAAGCUGCGAACCUUGAGCUCGUUUGACUUGUACAGAAAGCACGAGGAUGGCAUGACCCCGGCAGGGCUGGCGUUUUUCCAGUGCCAGUGGGACAGCUGCGUUUCCUGGGUCUUCCAUCAGCUCCUCAGUGAGAAAUGGCCCGUGCGGGGGGCUGGGGGAGCCGUGACGCAGCCCUGGGGGGAGGCACAGGGCCGGUGAACGAGCUGUGCCCGUGGGCUCCUGCUGGUCCCGGCACUGGUCUGGGAGCUGUUACAGCACAGCCUGGGCGCUUAUGGAGCCAUCCUGCCCCAAACUAACAGCAGUCUGAGGAAACAGCCUCUUAAACGCCCAUUUUGAAGGAGCAUUUUCAAAUAACAUCGAGAGCCUUCACCAGGGCGUGCUCAACCAGCCCUGGUGGAUGUGGGGGGGCCCUGGGGUUCAGAUCUGCGCUGUCUCGCUGACAUUCUGUGUCACCCCUUUACAGAUAUUGUCCCCUGUCACUUGUGCCCCUCGCCCAUUUGGUUACUGGCCGUGGUGGGAUCACUGUGGUGAUGGAAUCACUUUGGUCAUUCGGAUCUCUUUUGGUGACUGAUCACUUUUGGCACUAGGAUAUUUAUAUACAUUAGAUAUAUAUUUUUAAAAAGUGAGGGGAGUAAAGACCAUCUAGCGGCUCUCCAGGGCCAGUGCCCUCCCCAGCAGUGUGUGCUCCCCCCACCCUAGAAAUAAUACCUAGAAAAUUCUUCCAGUGCGAUUGUCAGGGGAGCCCCCGCUCCCAACGCCCUGUCCUGGGACCCCCGCUGACCCCCCCACGUCCGCCAACCCAGUCUGGUCUCUGGCCGUCCAUGGUGGCCGUGGCUUUCUGGGGGGCAGGGGGCGGUGGAGGCUGUGGGCGGUGGGUGAGGAGGGGGCAGCCAGGCGGGCUGGGGGUUGUGGGGCAAGGAGGCCCAGAAGGGGCUGAAGCUCCCGGGGGCACAGGCCAUGGAACGAUGGGGCUGUUGCUGCUCUGCCGGCUCUCGGGGGUUCGCAGCUUGGAGAAGGUGGCCAGAGCGUUGGGGAAGUUGGGCGGCGUGGCCGGCGUGUUGCUGGGGGUGCACAUCUGCAGGGGUGUCAGAUCGGCCAUGGAUGGUUUUUUGGAGUCCCAGCCUGCUUGCCUCCCCAUCACUGGAGAUCUGGCUGCAUCCCGCACCAGGUGCUGGUGCACACGGGAGCCAGUCACUGCACAUCCGCCACCAAGGGGAAUCGCCUCCAAGGCCAACUGUGCCAUGGGGAAAGGAAAGGGUUAAACAUCAGAAGAGUUUGAUUUAGUACACAACACGGAUAAAGGCAUUCUCUCUGCCAUUAAAACUGAGGGUAUUUAAUUCAGUAAAGUGAGAUUUCAUUCCCCAUGAA
Molecule: messenger RNA, 5667 nt
Organism: Columba livia (rock pigeon)
Lineage: Eukaryota; Metazoa; Chordata; Aves; Columbiformes; Columbidae
Product: fas-binding factor 1 homolog
Exons: 9
Coding region: 1187-2107 (306 amino acids)
Biological process (GO): establishment of epithelial cell polarity; cilium assembly
Cellular component (GO): centriole; ciliary transition fiber; ciliary basal body
Source: RefSeq, a predicted model, not a curated record